Molecule: messenger RNA, 2141 nt
Organism: Tarenaya hassleriana
Lineage: Eukaryota; Viridiplantae; Streptophyta; Magnoliopsida; Brassicales; Cleomaceae
Product: probable Ufm1-specific protease
Exons: 13
Coding region: 12-1964 (650 amino acids)
Source: RefSeq, a predicted model, not a curated record
UCGGCGGAUCCAUGGCGGUUUCGAGCGAGAAGGCGACCGUACGAGUCUUGUGCCGGAGUUUGAAUAUCUCCGGCAAUGAAGUGGCGAGCUUCCAAUGGCUCAUCGGAUCCCCUUUUUUCCCGCCUUUCACCGUCGUCUCCACCUUACGAUGCAUCCAUCGGGCUCCUCCGUCGUCUUCUCCAGAUUUCGUCCGAGAAUCUGAUGAUCUUCGGGUAUUAUUACCAAAAGGUUUUGAAGUCAUUGGGGCUCUAAUAAUUGGGAAUUCUGAUGCCGAGAAAAAUGCCAUGGAGGCUGUUGGAGCUGCUCGGCGAUUACGAAAGCAUUUAUCUAAGGGGGGAGAGUUAGAUGACGAAAAGACGGUUGGUGGUGUUUUGGAUGCACAAUCCGGUAACUUUCACCUCUUUGUCUCUAGAAGCGAGAAGUCAACCAAGUUAGAGCCUGUUACUUCUGUUGUGUACGAGGAUAGACCUGAGAAGUAUCUCUGGGAGACCGGUUGCUUGCUUCACUGUGAGCUGCCAAUCAAAUUGCCCAUCUAUUUUCCCGCUAACAAGCCAUCUGGUUGUGAGGAGAUGUUUUCAGAUGCCAUAGAGGCACUUGUUUCCCAGUUCAACGAACCAUAUGUUGCAUAUAUGGCUGAGACCCUGCAGAAAGCAUCUGGAGAAUUGCCAAAACCAGUUAUCUUCCGUGGAAAAGAUUUGGGCUUUGGCGCUGAUGCUUUGAAUAUCAACCUUCUUGGGACUUCUGACCGAGACUCUGACAAACAAAUGCUGCCAUGUUCACAUUUUUGCUUGAACAGCAAAUCAACUACAGCAAGAUUUUCAGCAGAGAAUGCAGAUAAAAUCCAAGUAUCGGUUCUACACAAUAGGUCUGAAAAGUCCCUGAACUCUGAUGCCCCUGGCGCAGAAUAUUUUCCAGCUACCGAAGAAUCUAGGAUCGUUGUUGUUGAUUUGAAGCUUGACGUGCUUUGUUAUGCACCCAAGGAUCUUCCUCUUAUGCAUGCGAUUUCAAGUUUUGUUGUCCCUGCUUUGGUUGAUCAGUUAUAUUCACUGAAGAAGAUUAUUUUACCAAACCUCUUGUUGGAACAUCCUCAGCUGCGUGUUUGUCACUUUAAUCCACCUGGGUUAGUACACCCAGUGACAACUAUAUACGAGCUUAACUAUGGGGAGACCGAAAUGAAGCAAGUUGAUGUUAGAAAAUCCCUGCACUUGAGGCUUGUUCUGCCUAUGGAUCGCCCGCUUUUAAGAAUUGCCAAUGCCUUGGAUUUGUCUUUGAAUGAUGACUCAAGGAUCAACCUGAAGAGAAGGGGUUCCACCUUGCUCAAAGAUGUACAUAUCGGAAUUCCUAGCAGCGGAGUUUCGGGUGGUGUUGUAUCUCUUAUCCAAGGGCCUUAUGAGUACUACCAUUACCUUCAUGAUGGUUUUGAUGACUCGGGCUGGGGUUGUGCAUACCGUUCCUUGCAGACUAUUAUCUCCUGGUUUAGGCUUCAACACUAUACAUCCAUUGCUGUUCCUUCCCAUAGGGAAAUACAACAGACACUUGUGGAGAUCGGGGACAAGGAUCCUUCUUUUAUAGGGUCGCGCGAGUGGAUCGGUGCCAUUGAAUUAAGUUUCGUGUUGGAUAAACUUCUGGGUGUGAGUUGCAAAAUCAUGAACGUGAGAUCUGGAUCUGAGCUUCCAGAGAAAUGCCGCGAGUUAGCUAUGCACUUUGAGAACCAAGGAACCCCGAUAAUGAUCGGAGGAGGGGUUCUCGCUUAUACUCUUUUGGGAGUGGAUUAUGAGGAGGCGACCGGAGACUGCGCGUUCCUAAUAUUGGAUCCGCAUUACACAGGAAGCGACGAUCACAAGAAGAUCGUGAACGGCGGAUGGUGCGGGUGGAAGAAAGCAGUGGAUAGCAAAGGGAAGAGUUUCUUCUUGCAUAACAAGUUUUACAAUCUUCUUCUUCCUCAACGCCCUAACAUGGUCUGAUCAUUCACCGUUAUCAGUUUCCUUGUCUGAAUAGCCUUCGCCUUAAGUGAAUUUUCAAGGUUUUAUGAUUUCUAAUUGGUCUUUUGUUUUUUGUUAUGUAACUUCGUAGAUUCCGGAUUCUGUUCCUCUUUUAAGUGCACAAGCCUGCUUCUAUUGGACUUGGAUAAUUUCUUUUUA